Messenger RNA from Pimephales promelas (fathead minnow), 1814 nucleotides. RefSeq names its product bloodthirsty-related gene family, member 2 (gene btr02). The record is from RefSeq and is a predicted model, not a curated record. Gene Ontology annotation, molecular function: protein binding; metal ion binding. NCBI's taxonomy places the organism in Eukaryota, Metazoa, Chordata, Actinopteri, Cypriniformes, Leuciscidae.
GUAAUGUGUAUGACUCAGUGUAAAGUCCAAGGCUCCUCCCCUUGCUGAAAACACACCUGUGAACUUUAUGAUCCAGUUCACUCUGAAACUCACCGUAAGAGACGUGAACAACUCUCUUCAUGAGCUAAACUACAGGGAUGGAAUCUAGCAUGAGUCUCCUGUCCGAGAAGCACUUCCUGUGCUCUCUGUGCGAGGACAUGUUCAGCAGCCCAGUGACGACACCCUGCGGCCACAGCUUCUGUAAAAUGUGUCUGCGCACGUACUGGAGCCGCAGCGGGACAGAAGAGUGUCCGCUCUGUAGGAGGGCCUUUGGCUCCAGACCACGUAUCAGUGUGAACCGCAUACUGGCGGACGUCACCGAAAACUACAGGAAGACACGUAUGGCUGCUAAAUCAAAGUUUUUUAGUAUGGAUGAACUUCAAGAUGAACCUAAGGAUGCAGGAGAGGUGGAUAAAAUGAUUCAGGAAAGAGUUCAAAAGAUUGACAAACUUCAGAAUUCCUUAAAGCUCCUAAAGAGCUCAUGUCUCCGAGAGGUUCAGGAAAGUCAGAGGGUGUUUUCUUCUCUGUUGAGCGCCUUAGAGAACGGCCAUAAACUGGUCGUGACAGCAGUGGAGCUGAAACAAAGAGAGGCGGAGAAAAGGGUCGAAAGACUUGUAAAAGACCUGGAGAAAGAAAUCCUUGAACUGGACAAAGGACACGCCAACAUAGAGCUCUUGAAUGACAAGGAGCGUCUUAAAAAGAGCUUCAGUCAUAUACCGCGAGCUAUGAGAGACUGGUCUAAAGUCACACUGGAGACUGACCCUUGUGUUGGCGUCACCAGCCAGGCUGUGGUUGAGUUCAUGGAUAUGGUCAUGGUGGAAGCUAAAAGACUUUCUAAAGCUGAACUGAAGAGGCUGCAGAAGUACUCGGUUGACGUUAAUCUGAAUCCCCGGACAGCUCACGCUUACCUCUACGUCUCUGAGGACCGAAAGGAGGUUAGACACGCCAAUAAGCGACAAGAAGUCCCAGAGAACCCCAAGAGGUUUGACCGGGUGGCCAAUGUAAUGUCCAAGGAAGCCUUCAGCUAUGGAAGGCACCUUUGGGAAGUGGAGGUUGGAGACAAGACUGACUGGGAUUUGGGUGUAGCCAGACAAUCUGUCAACAGAAAGGGAAAAUUCACAAUAUGUCCAGCCAAUGGCUUCUGGACACUUAGCUUAAAGAAUGGCACCCAGUAUGUUGCUAACACAACCCCUCCAACUUGCUUUAGCCUCAGUCAAAAGCCCAAAAGAGUGUCUAUUUACCUGGACUAUGAGGGGGGACGCGUAUCUUUCUAUUGUUUGGAUACCGGGACUCAUAUCUACACUUUCAAAGAUACUUUCACAGAUAAGCUUCACCCCAUCUUCAGCCCGGGACGACCCCAUGGGGAAAAAAACACUGCUCCCCUUAUCAUCAGCAGCAGCUGCUGCAGCAUCUGAAACAAUAUGCCAGCAGUUACAGCUUUCACUUCCUUUACCACUGCCGUUAUAGGGUGCAAUUAUUACACAUAUUCCUUUUUAUUUAUUACUGGUUCUACUUAAAGCCUUAUUUUGAUUACAGACAUGAAGGAUACCUCAAACUGUGAAAGUUUUACUCAUAAGAGGUGGAUAUUACUUUCUAGGUGAUCAGAUUCACGGUUGACCUGCUGGACAAUAUAACAAGCAAAAAAACAAACAAAAAAACAAACAAACAAACAAACAAACAAUCCCAUUGACUUGCAUUACAGGAGGACUGAAGCCUGAAUUUAGAGACUAGAAUAAUACUAAGAUCUGGGGUCCGACGUAAAAAAAAUAUUGUUG